Messenger RNA from Aspergillus calidoustus, 516 nucleotides. The record is from the annotation of a GenBank genome assembly. Lineage: Eukaryota; Fungi; Ascomycota; Eurotiomycetes; Eurotiales; Aspergillaceae.
AUGCUCCGUCUCACUGAGUUGGGCCGCCGGGACGCCAAACUUAUGAUUGAAAUUGCGCGGGAUUCACGCUCUGUUGCACUUUCUACAACCCGUGGCAGUACCUCGAUGAGGGUAACCGCUGCUACAUUUACCGCUACCUGGCUUUCCCUGAUAUUUUUCAGCUCCCUCGAUGCAGGAAGCUUGAAAGCUUCACCUUGGAUCUGGAUAUACGUGGUAACAGAUUUAAAAAACAAUAUCCCUCUCCAAAAUCCCAUCUCCGCCCCGACCAAGCUAGUCCAGCACUGGUACACGAAAGCUAUUUCAGCGGAAGACAACCAGCUCACAACUUUCCCUAUUAACCCUAGCUUCGUGGCAACUAACCUUGGUGACCGCGCAGCGAAUUUACUUGGGAUGGAGCCUGCUCUCGUGACAGUGGAGGAUAGUGCGGCAGGUGCCGUGGUAGUUUGCUGGAGAUUUCCGUUGCAAUACUGGAGUUAUGGCGAAGGACGUAGUAGCUAUCAUCUCAGCCUUCUAUGA